This is a messenger RNA of Trematomus bernacchii (emerald rockcod), 1275 nucleotides long. RefSeq names its product methylsterol monooxygenase 1 (gene msmo1). NCBI's taxonomy places the organism in Eukaryota, Metazoa, Chordata, Actinopteri, Perciformes, Nototheniidae. Gene Ontology annotation, molecular function: iron ion binding; C-4 methylsterol oxidase activity. The coding region runs from base 105 to 980 and encodes 291 amino acids. The transcript has 6 exons. Gene Ontology annotation, biological process: sterol biosynthetic process. The record is from RefSeq and is a predicted model, not a curated record.
GAUAUGACUGUACUUCAUAUGGUCGGCUGCCUCACUGUCAGGUAGACGGGACGAUCCGCAACAAGUCUUCUCUCCUGUCCUGCAUUCAUCUGACAUUGACCAUCAUGGAGGUGAACGGCACGGCAGACAUCUUGAGCUCUGCCUACCUGGCGGUGGAGUACAUGGAUGCGGUGUUGCCAGAAAACCCCCUCCAGCCCUCCAUAAAACAUGCCUGGGACUACAUGAUGGACAACUACACCAAGUUCCAGAUUGCCACCUGGGGGUCGCUCAUCGUCCACGAGUUGAUCUACUUCCUGUUCUGCCUCCCCGGAUUCCUCUUCCAGUUCUUGCCCUUCAUGCAGAAAUACAAGAUCCAACAGGACAAGCCGGAGACCUGGGAGAAACAGUGGAGGUGUUUUAAGAUGCUGCUGUUCAACCAUUUCUGUAUCCAGCUGCCGUUGAUCUGUGGGACUUACUACUUCACUGAGUUCUUCAACAUCCCUUAUGACUGGGACUCCAUGCCACGCUGGCCGUACGUAGUGGCUCAGUGCUUAGGCUGCGCAGUGGUCGAAGACACCUGGCACUACUUCCUGCACCGCGCGCUGCACCACCGCAAGAUCUACAAACACAUCCACAAAGUCCACCACGAGUUCACCUCUCCGUUCGGCAUGCAGGCAGAGUACGCUCAUCCUGCUGAGACUCUCAUCCUGGGAGCAGGUUUCUUCAUCGGCAUCAUGAUGUUCUGUAACCACGUGUUCCUGCUGUGGGCCUGGGUGUCCUUCCGCCUGCUGGAGACCAUCGAUGUCCACAGUGGUUAUGACAUCCCUAUGAACCCACUCCAUCUGAUCCCGUUCUACGCCGGCACUCGCUUCCACGACUUCCACCACAUGAACUUUGUUGGGAACUACGCCUCCACCUUCACCUGGUGGGACAAGCUGCUGAUGACGGACAGCCAGUACAACAAACACCAGGAGAAAGUGGGAAACAAGAAGGAGCAGUAAACAUCUCUGUUCAUCCACUCGCCUGUCAGCAGGAUAAAAGCAUCUAACAAGUGACAUCGUGUAAUAAUAAUGUAAUGUAAAGCAGGAGGGAAGAGGCAGGGACACACAGACAGUGCUGCUUUUCCUCAGUCUCACACACACUCACUAAAUAUGUACUUUAAAGGAAUCAGCAAUGCUGUGGUUUGAUAUUGAAUCGGACUGUAUGUCAACUUCAGUCCGUCUUUUGUGCCUUUUUUGCUAUAGACGUAUUUUUGUCUUCUUGCUGCUGGCUGAAUAAAAAAAAUCUAAAUCCUCA